AUGGCCGCUGUCAAGAACACAAGCAAGACCUUCACCCUCAACACGGGCGCCAAGAUACCCGCCAUCGGUCUGGGCACCUGGCAGUCCAAGCCCAACGAGGUGAAGAACGCCGUCGAGGCCGCCCUCCGCCAUGGCUACCGCCACAUCGACACAGCCUUCGCCUACGGCAACGAAAAGGAAGUAGGCGACGGCAUCAAGGCAUCCGGCGUGCCGCGAGGCGAGAUUUUCCUGACCACCAAGCUCGACAACCCGUGGCACAAGCGCGUACCCGAGGCCAUCGACCGCUCCCUGACCGCCCUGCAGACCGACUACGUCGACCUGUACCUCAUGCACUGGCCCAGCUCGACCGACCCGGAGGACCUAAAGAAGCACUACCCUGACUGGGACUUUGUCGACACCUGGCGCGAGCUGCAGAAGCUCGUCGGCUCCGGCAAGGUGCGCGCCAUCGGCGUGAGCAACUUUGGAAUCAAGAACACGGAGAAGCUGCUGGCUGCCGAGAGCACAAAGGUCGUGCCUGCUGUUAACCAGAUCGAGCUGCACCCGUGCAACCCCUCGCCCAAGCUGCUCGACUACCUCAAGGAAAAGGGCAUCCACGCUUCGGCAUAUUCACCUCUGGGAUCGACCGACUCGCCCCUCGCCAAGAACGAGGCGCUGCUCUCCAUCGCCAAGGCCAAGGGCAAGUCACCACAGCAGGUCCUGCUCAUGUGGGGCCUGCAGAGGGAUUACAGCGUUCUGCCCAAGAGUGUGACCGAGUCGCGGAUCCAGGCCAACUUCGAGCUGGAUGGAUGGAGCCUGACAGAUGAGGAGGUGAAGGCGCUGGAUGGUAUUCAGGAGAGGUUCAAGGUGUGUGGCGAUUCAUGGCUGCCGGUGAAGGUGUUUUUCGGAGAUGAUGAAUAGAUCAGAGGGUUUUUUUGGUAGAAAUAUAGAAAGGAAAAGAAACAAGGGGAGAGAAUGGUUGUGUUACAUAGAUAUGGCGUCACACAUCACGCACACUUCGCAGAUAGGUACGUUAAGGAAGGGACUUUAAAUGAGUAAAACAUAGUGUUUGGCAUGACG
Cryphonectria parasitica EP155 is the source of this 1056-nucleotide messenger RNA. RefSeq names its product aldose reductase. The transcript has 3 exons. Gene Ontology annotation, molecular function: aldose reductase (NADPH) activity. Gene Ontology annotation, cellular component: cytosol. The record is from RefSeq and is a predicted model, not a curated record. Bases 1 to 897 code for a protein of 298 amino acids. NCBI's taxonomy places the organism in Eukaryota, Fungi, Ascomycota, Sordariomycetes, Diaporthales, Cryphonectriaceae.